AUGGCGACUAAAUACUCAGACCGCAGCAUUCCCAAAAUCUCCUUACACGACUACGAGACCCGGAUUGACGAAAUCACCCGGGAGCUCGUCGCCGCCGCUGAAACAGACGGCUUCUUUGCGCUGGUGAACCAUGGCAUCUCCUUCGAGGAGAUCGAGGAACAAUUCGAAGCCGCCGCACGCUUCUUUUCCCUACCAGACGAAGUCAAGGCCACAGUUCCCUUCAGCCACAAAAACACGGGCUGGGAGAAGGGAGCACAGAUUCGGCCCAGCACAGGCAAACCCGACCAGAAGGAGAGCUAUCAAAUGCAAUUUGGCGAGGCGAUGGACGGCAUGUGGCUUUCAGAGGAGGCCCUGCCUGGUUUCAAGAAGCAGAGCCUGGGCUUCAUGAUGAAGGUGCAGAAGGUUUCGGAGAAGCUCAUGGUCUGCUUUGCCAGGGGGUUGGGGUUUCCUGACGACUACUUUGUCAAGUACCACGAUGUGACGAAGCCUACUAUCCAGACGGUGUUGCGCGCGCUGCACUACUUUCCUCUUGAUCCAACGGUGCCUACUCCAGAGGGAUACUUUCGCGCAGGAGCGCACGCGGAUUGGGAUCUCCUCACAUUGUUAUUUCAACGACCUGGCCAAAGCGGUCUGGAGAUAUGUCCCGGCCGAGAGGUCUUCACAGCAUUCGGGGCGGGAGAUACGUGGACCAAAGUCGAACCUGCUGCCGGUGAGAUUGUCUGCAAUAUUGGCGAUCUCUUGAUGUCCUGGAGCGACGACCGGUUCAAGUCAACUUUCCACCGCGUCAAGACGCCUACCGACCCCGCCGUCGACUACUUUGGGCCGCGAUACAGUCUGGCGUAUUUCAACCAGCCGAACACAGACUGUAUAAUCCAGGGCCCCUUGAAGAAAUACCCAGUGAUUCAAGGAUGGGAGUUCACCGCGGCGGCGAUGAAGCGAAACUUCGCCGCCCUCGAGGCAAGGAAGGCCAGCAACAAGCUGGAGGAGAGUAAAGUCGGAUUGGUAGCAACUGCCUUCUGA
This is a messenger RNA of Pseudomassariella vexata, 1020 nucleotides long. RefSeq names its product oxoglutarate/iron-dependent oxygenase. Bases 1 to 1020 code for a protein of 339 amino acids. Lineage: Eukaryota; Fungi; Ascomycota; Sordariomycetes; Amphisphaeriales; Pseudomassariaceae. The transcript is spliced from 2 exons. The record is from RefSeq and is a predicted model, not a curated record. Gene Ontology annotation, molecular function: dioxygenase activity.